This is a messenger RNA of Tilletiopsis washingtonensis, 1426 nucleotides long. RefSeq lists its product as hypothetical. The record is from RefSeq and is a predicted model, not a curated record. The transcript has 6 exons. Gene Ontology annotation, biological process: telomere maintenance via telomerase. Gene Ontology annotation, molecular function: telomerase RNA binding; telomeric repeat DNA binding. Gene Ontology annotation, cellular component: telomerase catalytic core complex. Lineage: Eukaryota; Fungi; Basidiomycota; Exobasidiomycetes; Entylomatales. The coding region runs from base 38 to 1285 and encodes 415 amino acids.
GACGACGACGAGCACCCUCAGCACCACAAGCAGGGCCAUGCCGAAGCGCAGCCGCAGCGGGCGGCUCCUCGCGCCGCCAGAGCCGCAAGCAGCCGCAGUGGCCACUGUCGAGCGACCAGGCGCGGGGCCUGCGCCGCCAGCCCUCGCUCGCAGCCACCAGCCGGCCACGCUCGCCUCCACAGCGGCGACGCGCGUGCUGGAGCGCUUCUACGUGCGCCUCGUCACGUUCGAGAGCUACCUCUGCGGCAUCCUCCCAAUACACGCGGCGCUGCACGUGGCGUGGUGCUUUGCGCCACAGCGUGGCGAGAGCUCGGCGCAGGCGCAGACGAGAGAGCGCCUGCGCGCCUCCAUCGUCGGCUUGACGGCCGAGGAGGUGGCCGAGCUCGAGGCGGGACCGCUGCCGCAGUUUUGCGACUGGACGCCGCCCGAUCCGCGAGAGCUGGAAGGCGUGCGCAUGCUCGAGGUGGUGGCACAAGCGCAAAGACGGCUGCUGCUCAAGAGCUCCUUGCGCGGCACUGCAGUCGGCUCGUAUCGAGCUAUCGGGAACAUCAUCACUUCGGGAUAUCGCAGUGCCAGCGAGCGUUCGCCUCUGGCUCCCACGACCGGCGGCAUCACGAACUUCCAGCCGAAUUCCAACGUCACAGCUAUCUGCACGGGCGUUGAGUGGCUGUCGCUGCUGCACGGACUCGGCGCAGGCGUCUUCAUCCACGUGCUCGCCAAUGCGUCGCUCUUCAUCCCGGUUGCCGGGUCGCUCGACUGCUACAUGCAGCAGCUCGGCGUGCCGAUCAGCGAAGGGCGGGAACACGGCCUUGCGCCGCGACCGAAGAACAGACAGGUCACGCGCGAGCCUGUGCGCGCACCUGAGGUGCAGACGAAGCGGAAGAGGCGGUUGCGGCGUCGCAAGUCGGCCAAGACGUCGACUGCAGAUGUCGAGCCACCUUCGAGCAUCGCCUCGCUACCGAACGCGCUGCCAAGCGUGGACCUGGCCAAGGGGCCACUGCCGCGGCUCCAGCUCCCGCAUAGAGCGUUCAGCCGGGUCCAGAGCGCGCCGAGCUUCGGCGAGCUACCUCGUCCGGCUCUGAAGGCCGCCUCUGGGCUGGCGAACGGAGCCUUGCGGGAGUCAGAGUCCGCAAAGGAUGCUGCUUCGCGCGCUGUCCCACGGAGAUCACGCUCGUGCGCGCCCGCAUCUUCUAUGCGCGUCCGGUGCGCAGCAAGCGCAGGUCGAUUGUGCUGGGCUUUCCUGCUGCUCACGUCUUUGAACGCACUGCGAAGCCCGACGCUCUGAAACGUACAUUGCGACGUACCGUCGCUGCCGCACAAGGAACCGGCAAGUCUAAACGCUGGGCGAAGCUCACGGAGGAGGACAGGAAGCUGCGCGUCGGCCAUGUGCUCAAGUACAUCUGGCCACGCCAGCACGGCCUGCACA